Molecule: messenger RNA, 915 nt
Organism: Paraphaeosphaeria sporulosa
Lineage: Eukaryota; Fungi; Ascomycota; Dothideomycetes; Pleosporales; Didymosphaeriaceae
Exons: 1
Source: RefSeq, a predicted model, not a curated record
UAUGAGAAGUGUUGGAGUGGAUGAUAUGAGAUUGUCCGGCGGGAGCUGGAAGAUUGGUGGUGGAUUGGUGGUGAUGAGGGAGGAGGUUUGUUUGUUAGAAGCGGGCACCUGCCAGCUUUAUACCUCUCUCCUGGACGCAGGUCUGCAGCAAGGCCUUCCCCUUCCAGUCGUUCCAAGCGCCCUCCCCUCGUGCGCCAUUGGACUCCGAGCAAGGCGCACGCCGUGCGGCACCACAGCCACACCCCUACCGUCCUAUCUAUCCAAGUGCCCGUCCAACCUGCCACUCUCGCGCCUCUCAUUCGCCAAUGGGCCUUCCCCCGCCUCAAUCGGCACGCAAACAAUCAAUCCCAGCUCAGCUGAGCCACGUCAGCCACGGCCGCACUCCACUUCAACGGCCGCCAUUGGGUGCAUGCACGUUGCUUUCGUAACCUGCUCGCGCCCGUGGGCGCCGGCAUGCGGGAUUGUGGCAUGUGCGGAUGGGAGAAGGCAGCGCUAAGUCGCACCAAGCUUUUUUAGCGUGUACUUGGCGCCGAAAAUGCCUCACUAAAGCAAGGCACAAGCUUUCCGUAAGCCUUUCGGCGACUUGGCGGUGAAUGGAAUGCAGGGUUAAUUCCAGGCUUGUCGUGCCCACUGUGGCUGAGGUGAUGUCGUCGCGCAGCCGGGUGGAGUUGCCAUGACGAUGUUAGAUGGCAAGUACGCGUUUGAGACGUCUGCUGUGCUGUCACUGCGAUCCAGGCAUUCCAUGCGCACGAUCAUCAAGUAACGAUCGUGUUUGCAUCCCGCGUACGAAAGAUCGAUCAACGCUGGAAGGUCGGAAGGGCCGCGACGGACUCGAGAACGGCCCGACUAUGGUAUCGCGCAGGAACACAGGCUUUGAUCAUCGGGACCCUGCUAGCUGAAGCAACAAGGAGACGC